This is a messenger RNA of Pongo pygmaeus (Bornean orangutan), 4869 nucleotides long. It is a transcript of the gene EXD2, whose product is annotated as exonuclease 3'-5' domain containing 2. Bases 1741 to 3606 code for a protein of 621 amino acids. The transcript is spliced from 9 exons. NCBI's taxonomy places the organism in Eukaryota, Metazoa, Chordata, Mammalia, Primates, Hominidae. The record is from RefSeq and is a predicted model, not a curated record. Gene Ontology annotation, cellular component: cytoplasm; nucleus. Gene Ontology annotation, molecular function: nucleic acid binding; 3'-5' exonuclease activity. Gene Ontology annotation, biological process: nucleobase-containing compound metabolic process.
AGGCAGGAGAAUCGCUUGAACCCAGGAGGCGGAUACUGCAGUGAGCCGAGAUGAUGCCACUGCACACAGGUCUGGGCGACAGCGAGAGACUCCAUCUAAUAAAAAAAAAAAUUUAAAGUUAUUGAUGAAACUUUUAAAAAGUAAUAAAAACCAUACACAUUCAGUGGGAAACCUUCAGCCAUAGAGAAGUGUAGGCAGGGUGCAGCUGAUUGCUCUGUCUUUGGGCAAUUUAGCUUUUAGGCUAGAGGCCACAGAUGGGUAGCCUGGUGCGUACCUAGGGUGUUUUUGUUUGGCUGGCGCAAUAUUUUUUAAAACUGUAAAUUUAUUGCCAGCAUUCUAAAAUGGUGACAUUUCAUAUAAAAUUCAGAUACCUGACUUACCUUAAACAAGCAAAGUAUUUGACCACACUGGGCCUUCUUCCUGCACAGGAUUAUCAGCUUGUGCUGAAUGGUCGCUACCCCAUGUUUUCUCCCUGGCCCUGAGACCAAAGGCCAUUUACUUUUUUUUUUUUUUUUCUUUUUUGAGACAGAGUCUUACUCUUAUCACCCAGGCUGGAGUGCAGUGGCACAGUUUCGGCUCACUGAAACCUCCGCCUCCCAAGUUCUAGCAAUUCUCCUGUCUCAGCCUCCCGAGUAGCUGGGAUUACAGGUGCCCACCACCACGCCCGGCUAAUUUUUGUAUUUUUAGUAGAGAUGGGGUUUCACCAUGUUAGCCAGGCUGGUCUCAAACUCCUGACCUCAGGUGAUCCACUUGCCUCGGCCUCCCAAAGUCCUGGGAUUACAGGCGUGAGCCACUGCAUCUGGCCAGGCCACUUACUUUUUUUUUUUUUUUUUUUUGAGACGGAGUCUCACUCUGUCACCCAGACUGGCGUGCAGUGGCACGAUCUUGGCUCACUGCAAGCUCUGCCUCCCGGGUUCAUACCAUUCUCCUGCCUCAGCCUCCCAAGUAGCUGGGACAACAGGCGCCCGCCACCACGCCCGGCUAAUUUCUUGUCUUUUUAGUAGAGACGGGGUUUCACUGUGUUAGCCAGGAUGGUCUCGAUCUCCUGACCUCAUGAUCCACCUGCCUCGGCCUCCCAAAGUGCUGGGAUUACAGGCAUGAGCCACCGCGCCCGGCCCAGGCCACUUACUAUUUACUGUUGCACUUUUACUCUUAUUUUAAUAGUACAGAAAUAGUGCCGUAUACUCAUUUCUUUCUCACAUAUAGGAAAACAGAAACUACAUGGAGAAAGCCACAUGUUACAGAAAAAUGAAAAAGGGACUAUUUUGUGGCUUGCUUCAUUGAUUUACAUUAACCUGCCUGGCGCUGUGGACACUUCAGUUUGCAUCCGCCUUCUAUACACCUUGGAUAUCUCUCUAAGUUCUACCUUUUUCUUGUGCUCUUAUGAUCCUUUCUCUUUUGUACCCCCCCUGCCUUACCCUACGAUAACCGAAUCAGUUUCUAUGGAGAACUACUGAGCCUUCUGGAGCAACAGAAAGUGUUGAGUCAAACCUGUUUCCUCCACUCCCUCAUUGCUGCACCUUCCAGAGAAGUAAAAAAAUUCUCCCUACCAACUGACUGAUGAUUACAAUUUUUUUUUAAUAGAGAAGCAGAAGUUUUCCUUCAACUGUUAGGUGAUCAAAGGUUUAAAAUACAAAAUACUUUGAAGAAGAUCCAUUAACUAAAAAAUUCAUUCAUUAAUCAGCAGUUAGAGAUUGUGGGAUUAGUGAUAUGCUUUUCUAAAGAGUAGAAAAGUCGAAGAUGUCUAGACAGAACUUAGUGGCUUUGACAGUGACUACCCUUCUGGGUGUGGCUGUAGGGGGGUUUGUCCUCUGGAAAGGCAUCCAGCGCCGCCGAAGGAAUAAAACAAGCCCUGUGACCCAACAGCCACAGCAGAAAGUGCUGGGCAGUAGAGAGCUGCCCCCUCCAGAAGAUGAUCAGCUGCACUCCAGUGCCCCCAGAUCCUCGUGGGAGGAACGGAUCCUUAAAGCAAAGGUGGUGACGGUGUCUCAGGAGGCAGAGUGGGAUCAAAUCGAGCCCUUGCUUAGAAGUGAAUUAGAAGAUUUUCCAGUACUUGGAAUUGACUGUGAGUGGGUAAAUUUGGAAGGCAAAGCCAGCCCUCUGUCACUUCUACAAAUGGCCUCCCCAAGUGGCCUCUGUGUCUUGGUUCGCCUGCCCAAGCUAAUCUGUGGAGGAAAAACACUACCAAGAACGUUAUUGGAUAUUUUGGCAGAUGGCACCAUUUUGAAAGUUGGAGUGGGAUGCUCAGAAGAUGCCAGCAAGCUUCUGCAGGAUUAUGGCCUCGUUGUUAGGGGGUGCCUGGACCUCCGAUACUUAGCCAUGCGGCAGAGAAACAAUUUGCUCUGUAAUGGGCUUAGCCUGAAAUCCCUCGCUGAGACUGUUUUGAACUUUCCGCUUGACAAGUCCCUUCUACUUCGUUGCAGCAACUGGGAUGCUGAGACUCUCACAGAGGACCAGGUAAUUUAUGCUGCCAGGGAUGCCCAGAUUUCAGUGGCUCUCUUUCUUCAUCUUCUUGGAUACCCUUUCUCUAGGAAUUCACCUGGAGAAAAAAACGAUGACCACAGUAGCUGGAGAAAAGUCUUGGAAAAAUGCCAGGGUGUGGUCGACAUCCCAUUUCGAAGCAAAGGAAUGAGCAGAUUGGGAGAAGAGGUUAAUGGGGAAGCAACAGAAUCUCAGCAGAAGCCAAGAAAUAAGAAGUCUAAGAUGGAUGGGAUGGUGCCAGGCAACCACCAAGGGAGAGACCCCAGAAAACAUAAAAGAAAGCCCCUGGGGGUGGGCUAUUCUGCCAGAAAAUCACCUCUUUAUGAUAACUGCUUUCUCCAUGCUCCUGAUGGACAGCCUCUCUGCACUUGUGAUAGAAGAAAAGCUCAGUGGUACCUGGACAAAGGCAUUGGUGAGCUGGUGAGUGAAGAGCCCUUUGUGGUGAAGCUACGGUUUGAACCUGCAGGAAGGCCCGAAUCUCCUGGAGACUAUUACUUGAUGGUUAAAGAGAACCUGUGUGUAGUGUGUGGCAAGAGAGACUCCUACAUUCGGAAGAACGUGAUUCCACAUGAGUACCGGAAGCACUUCCCCAUCGAGAUGAAGGACCACAACUCCCACGAUGUGCUGCUGCUCUGCACCUCCUGCCAUGCCAUUUCCAACUACUAUGACAACCAUCUGAAGCAGCAGCUGGCCAAGGAGUUCCAGGCCCCCAUCGGCUCUGAGGAGGGCUUGCGCCUGCUGGAAGAUCCUGAGCGCCGGCAGGUGCGUUCUGGGGCCAGGGCCCUGCUCAACGCGGAGAGCCUGCCUGCUCAUCGGAAGGAGGAGCUGCUGCAAGCACUCAGAGAGUUUUAUAACGCAGACACAGUCACAGAGGAGAUACUUCAAGAGGCUGCUAGCCUGGAGACCAGAAUCUCCAACGAAAACUAUGUUCCUCACGGACUGAAGGUAGUGCAGUGUCACAGCCAGGGUGGCCUGCGCUCCCUCAUGCAGCUGGAGAGCCGCUGGCGUCAGCACUUCCUGGACUCCAUGCAGCCCAAGCACCUGCCCCAGCAGUGGUCAGUGGACCACAACCAUCAGAAGCUGCUCCGGAAAUUCGGGGAAGAUCUUCCCAUCCAGCUGUCGUGAUAGCUGCUUUCCUCCCAGUUAGCACAGGUGGGAAGCUGGAGCCAAGGUUGAAGAGUCGCCUCUUCCCAUUUUAGUACAUCAUUAAUUGGCAAAGCCUGGGUGACACAACUCAGAAUACUAACCUAGACUAAUCCCAGGAUGUUUCUGCUGGAGCAAAGAUAUUGUUUGAAGGAGAGUUUAUGGUUUUGGAUUUUAAACGGGCAGGGUCUUUUUUCCUCUCUUAUUUUUGUGGACAAGAGAGGCCUUCGCCUUUAUUUUUACUCUCCCUCUUCUGCUGUCCCUGUGCAGAGGAAAAAUGAAGAAUUCUCCCAGAAGUGACUUGUCAAGACUUUAAAAAAAUGUUUUUAAUGCAUUUCUUCCUUGUCUAGUGCCUCGGUUUAUCUCUAACAGGGGCUGUCCAGUAUAUCGGUACCGUUAGGAGGGGAGAAAAAGUUCUUCCAAAGGCUGGAGAUGUGAACAAGGAGUCAAAUUUAUUUUCCCAAUUCAACUUCAUAAUUAUCAUUUCUUUGGCUUCAUACUCUCCCAUAACUCAUGUGGUUGGGAUCCAUCCCAUCUGGGUCACUUCAGUCUACUUCACAUACUUGAAAAGGCUUUCCUUUACACUUCCAGGACCAAACAGCAACUUCCUGCCACACGCUUCCACCCUAUCACUGGGAGAAAUCCUUUUCUGGAAAUGAGCCUUUGACCUGGGUGGGGCAGAAAGAACCACAAACUCCAUCUCCCAAUAGAACUUUGAAAUUCACUCAGCUUUUCCUUUCAUGCUGUUUGUUGCCUGCUUGUUGCACUCCUCCUGCCCCAGAACUGCAAGAUUUUUAGCUUCACCCCUUUCUGAGAGGAAUGUUAUCUUUUAUCAGAAUCAGUAUCAGUUCCCCUGUAUUCUGUGCUUCAUCGAAUUUGCAAGACUGACCUCUUUUAAGCAUUUAAUUCACUCCCAGAGUCAUCUGGUCAGGUUGCAAUAUGAGGACUUCUCUGUCUCCUCUGAAGCCUGGGACACUGAGCUUACUUAAUACAUUAGAUGUUCAAAAGAGGAGUGUUGUUUCAUCUUUCAAAAUGUUAGGCCAUCACUUUUCUGAGUAUAAAAUCGACUUAUUAAUGAUUAGUAAUUUUUCUAAAGUAUUGGGAAAACUUUCUUAUUUUAUAAGAUCUUAACAAGCUUAAAAAAGAAUUUUAUGACCAGAAUCCAACAAGAGCUCUAUUUUGGAAUUGUGCCCAAGUUGGUGAUGUUUACUCUAAAAUUGAUAAUAAAUCUACUUGUAAGCACAA